ACAAUCCCUCUCACAAAAAAGGGUCCCAAAGCUAGAGAGAGAAAGAGAAACAGACAGACGUUGAGAGAGAGAGAGAGAGAGUGGAUGAACACAGGAUAAGAGGGAAGAUUUUAGGGUUUUGCGUGGAAACGUCUCUUCUUAAUUCGUCGAUUUGACCGUUGAAGACGCUGUUUGUAGCUGGCUUUUGCUCGUUUUUCUCGUUCUUCGCGGUUCAGGAGAAUCGUCGAGGUUUUGUUUCGGAAUCUGUGGGAGAAAAAGAUCGGGUUUAGGGUUUUACGAGAUCUCUCCGCCGUUCACCUCGCCGUAACUGUAAUUUCCGCCGCCGCCAUCGCUGUCUUCGGUCUUCUCCUGUAAGCUCUCGGUCCUUUGGAGACUAUGGAAGAAGUUCAGGUUCAGCCUCCUGUCACUCCAUCCAUCGAGGCCAGAGGGAAAGCGAGUGAAAUGGAUGUCACUGAAGCAUCUUUCAUGGACUUAUGCGAGAAAGGACUAUCUAUUGAGGGGAUCAAGCGCAGUGAAGCUUUGAAACUGUUCAAAGAAACCAAACAGAUUUUAUCAGCAAAUACUUCUAGCAUUGGAAGCGGAACGGCGGAAGAAGCAGAGAGGUUCUGGUUUGCAUUUAUCUUGUAUUCCGUGAAAAGUCUAAGCGAGCGGAAAGAAGAAAACCUUCAGGGCGUGUCUAGUGAUAAUGGCCUUAAUUUAUGUCAAAUAUUGAGGGUUCUAAAGCUAAACAUUGUGGAUUUCUUUAAGGAGUUACCUCAGUUUGUGGUGAAGGCUGGCCCUGUCUUGCGUGAACUCUAUGGAACAGACUGGGAAAACAGACUUCAGGCGAAGGAGUUGCAGGCAAACUUUGUGCAUCUUAGCCUUCUAAGCAAAUACUAUAAGCGUGCAUAUCGGGAAUUCUUCUUGACAAAUGACACUAAUGUGGAAAAGGAUUUGAAUUGUGAAGCUUCUGUUAGCCAUGUGUCUGACUAUUACCGUUUCGGAUGGCUAUUAUUUUUGGCACUCCGAAUCCAUGCAUUCAGCCGUUUUAAGGACCUCGUGACUUGUACAAAUGGCUUAGUCGCUAUAUUGGCUAUUUUGAUUAUACACGUACCUCGUCAGUUUAGGAAUUUCAACCUCCAAGACUCUCGACGCUUUGUUAAGAAAGAUGGCAAAGGCAUAGAUCUGCUUGCUUCACUUUGCAACAUCUAUGACACGUCAGAAGAUGAAUUGAAGAUAACAAUGGAGAAAGCAAAUAAUCUUAUUGAAACAAUAUUGAAGAAAAAGCCUUCUCUAGCAUCCAAGUGUCAAACUGACAAAUUAGAGAAUAUUGACCCAGAUGGCUUAGCCUACUUUGAAGAUUUAUUGGAUGAGACAUCCAUCUCAAGUAGUUUAAGUACGUUAGAAAAAGAUUAUGAUGAUGCAAUUUGUAACAAAGGUGAACUUGAUGAGAGGAUGUUCAUCAAUGAAGAGGAUAGCCUACUUGGUUCAGGAAGCUUAUCUGGAGGAGCUGUAAAUAUGACUGGUGUCAAGCGGAAAAUUGAAUUGUUGGGUUCACCUGCAAGGACAGUCACAAGCCCACUCUCUCCUCUCCGGUCACCCUCUACUUCUAUAACAAAUGGUGUUAGUAAUAACAACAAGACAAUAGCAACUCCGGUGAGUACAGCAAUGACAACUGCAAAGUGGCUCCGGACUGUUAUAUGCCCACUUCCAUCAAAACCUUCUCCCGAGUUGGAACAUUUCCUUAAAUCAUGUGACAAAGAUAUAACAAAUGAUGUCACGCGGAGGGCACAUAUAAUAUUGGAGGCUAUAUUUCCAAAUAGUUCCCUUGGUGAUCGGUGCACAGGUGGAAGCCUACAAAGUGUUAACCUGAUGGAUGACAUAUGGAUAGAGCAAAGGAGAUCAGAAGCCCUCAAGUUAUACUAUCGGGUUCUUGAAGCGAUGUGUAAAGCAGAAGCUCAACUUUUGCAUGCAAGCAAUUUAACCUCUUUAUUGACGAAUGAGAGAUUUCAUCGAUGCAUGCUUGCAUGCUCAGCUGAAUUGGUUCUAGCAACCCACAAGACAAUAACAAUGUUGUUCCCUGCUGUCCUGGAGAGGACUGGCAUCACAGCUUUUGAUCUCAGCAAAGUGAUAGAGAGUUUCAUCAGACAUGAAGAUUCUCUUCCCAGAGAGUUGAGACGACACUUGAACUCAUUGGAGGAACGGCUCCUAGAAAGUAUGGUGUGGGAAAAGGGUUCGUCAAUGUACAACUCUCUGAUUGUUGCUAGACCACCUCUUUCAUCAGAGAUCAAUCGCCUGGGACUAUUAGCUGAACCAAUGCCCUCUCUAGACGCAAUUGCUGCACUUAUUAACUUCUCCGGAGGAUCAUCUCCUGCUUCUGCUGUCCCAAAGCAUGAACUUUGCCCAGGACAAAAUGUGGAUGUUAGAUCACCUAAAAGGCUCUGCAGUGAAUACCAGAGUGUUUUGGUGGAACGCAAUUCCUUUACAUCGCCAAUUAAGGAUCGUCUAUUGACACUUGGAAACCUUAAAUCAAAGAUGCUGCCACCUCCUCUGCAGUCUGCCUUUGCCAGUCCAACACGGCCAAACCCAGGUGGUGGAGGAGAAACCUGUGCUGAAACUGGGAUCAACAUUUUCUUCACAAAGAUCAAUAAAUUGGCUGCUGUGAGAAUCAAUGGGAUGAUUGAAAGGCUACAGCUUUCUCAGCAAAUGAGGGAGAGUGUAUAUUGUCUCUUUCAGCGAGUACUUAGUCAACAGACUUCUCUUUUCUUCAAUCGGCAUAUCGACCAGAUAAUCCUUUGUUGCUUCUACGGAAUGGCCAAGAUAUCCCAAAUGAGCCUCACUUUUAGGGAAAUAAUAUACAACUACCGGAAGCAACCCCAAUGCAAGCCACAGGUUUUCCGCAGCGUUUUUGUUGAUUCACGACAAGGACGCCGACCUGGGAGAGUGGGAGGAUCAGAUCAUGUUGAUAUCAUCACAUUUUACAACGAGGUGUUUAUUCCUGCUGUAAAGCCGUUGCUCGUGGAGCUGGGUCCUGCAGGGACACCCACGAAGAGCAACCGAGUUGCUGAGGCCAACAACAAGCCUCAGGUUCCAUGUCCUGGAUCCCCGAAGGUAUCGGCUUUUCCAAGUGUCCCAGACAUGUCCCCGAAGAAAGUAUCCGCAGCCCAUAACGUCUAUGUCUCUCCACUUCGCACAUCCAAGAUGGAUGCUCUCAUCUCACACAGCUCGAAGAGCUACUACGCCUGCGUGGGAGAGAGCACUCACGCCUACCAGAGCCCCUCAAAGGACCUCUCCGCAAUCAACAACCGCUUGAACAAUAGUAAUAAGCCGAAGAGAUCGCUGACGUUUGACAUAGACGCCGGAUUGGUGAGUGACUCCAUGGUUGCAAACAGCCUCUCCGUCCACAACGAUGGUAGCAGUGCGGCCUCUUCUUCAGGUGCUCCCCUUAAAACAGAGCAACCCGACUCUUGAUUUCUCUUUCUACACCUUUUUUUUUUUCUUGUAAAGCCUUAGGUUUUGCAGAGUUGUGUGGUAUUAGUUUUUCUUUGGUAGGGAAUGAAUGGAAUGGUAUGAUGAGCUCGUGCGGUCGGUUUUAUUGUUCACUGUAGCCGCCAUUUACCCUUUUUAGCUUUUGUUUUUUACCGCUGUCA
This is a messenger RNA of Tarenaya hassleriana, 3629 nucleotides long. Its product is annotated as retinoblastoma-related protein 1-like. The transcript has 20 exons. Gene Ontology annotation, cellular component: chromatin; transcription regulator complex; nucleus. NCBI's taxonomy places the organism in Eukaryota, Viridiplantae, Streptophyta, Magnoliopsida, Brassicales, Cleomaceae. Gene Ontology annotation, molecular function: RNA polymerase II transcription regulatory region sequence-specific DNA binding. Bases 376 to 3450 code for a protein of 1024 amino acids. Gene Ontology annotation, biological process: negative regulation of G1/S transition of mitotic cell cycle; regulation of transcription by RNA polymerase II; cell differentiation. The record is from RefSeq and is a predicted model, not a curated record.